Messenger RNA from Eurytemora carolleeae, 1363 nucleotides. Its product is annotated as zinc finger Y-chromosomal protein. Gene Ontology annotation, biological process: regulation of gene expression. Bases 54 to 1112 code for a protein of 352 amino acids. The record is from RefSeq and is a predicted model, not a curated record. The transcript is spliced from 2 exons. Gene Ontology annotation, cellular component: nucleus. Lineage: Eukaryota; Metazoa; Arthropoda; Copepoda; Calanoida; Temoridae.
UAUAACCAUUUUUAAUAUUUCAGAUAAAAUGGUUGAUUGAAUUCAAAAUUACAAUGGAAGAAGUCAAGGAAAAAGAUGAGAAAAUUUUCAUGGAAGAAAAAAUUCUUUCUUCUUCGAUGGAAGACACACUGGCGGUGUUUUUAGAGGAAACAAUUGUGAAGAAGGAAGAGAUUUUAGCCGAGUCAUCUGAAGCUAAAUACCAUUGUGAAGAAUGUGAUUAUGCUACUUCUAUACGAUCAAACUUGAUGAAACACAUUGCGAGUAAACAAGAGAAAUGGCAAGUGUACCCAUGUGAUCAGUGUGAACAUGCGGCGGUCACAAUCAGAUCUUUUGAAAUUCACAGAGAAACCCUUCAUAAAAAUCAGAAUACUGAGAACAGGCAAGAGGAAGGAGGAUAUCCGUGUGAAAAUUGUGAAUUUUUUGCUACAUCAGCAGUGUCCCUCAAGGCGCACAUACAGAGCAAUCAUACAGUAUAUACCUGUGUUAUCUGUGAUUAUGUUGGAAGUACGGCGGUGAAUCUGACGAAGCACAUUGAGAGCAAACAUCAAGAAAUUAGAUAUUCAUGUGAUCAAUGUGAAUUUGCCUCAACUACAGCCGGAUAUCUCAGGAUACACAUUAAGAGUAAACACGAAGGGAGGCGAUUUUCUUGUGAUAAUUGUGAAUAUGUUACAACAUCCCGUACAAAUCUAAGGACGCAUUUUAAAAGUAAACAUGAAGGGAAAACGUUUACUUGUCCAGGUCCUGAAUGUGAAUUUGUCACAAACACAGAAAGAAACCUCAGACGCCAUGUGUCGCGAGUUCACUUGUCUGUUCAGAAAGACGGAGAAAAAAGUGAACAUCGCCAUUACUGUUCUUUGUGUGAAUACUCUUCCUUCGAAGCAUUUAAUCUGAAGAAACAUAUUGAAACUAAGCACGAGGGACGGAGAUUUACAUGUCCUAUUUGUAAUCUAAGUCUAACAUUGGAAAAGAAUCUAAAACAGCACGUAAAGACGCAGCAUGACGGAUUGAGAUAUUCUUGUGAUACAUGUGAAUUCGUUUCGACCAGAAAAGAUUAUCUGAAGAGACAUAUAAGGAGUAAACAUGAGAAUAUUAAUCAUUCAUGUGACCAAUAAGACUAUGCUUCAGGUUAAGCAUGCCUUCUUCGAAGCCACAAAAAGCUAAAUAUGAGUCGAGGAAUCUGACCAAUUUACAUUUCAAACAUUUUCUAUCUAGUUUCAUGUUUAUUUAUGAGGUUUCAUUGCAGAACCAGCUUCGCAUCUAUCAAUCGACAUUGCGGAACUAUAAAUGUUAAUAAUUUUAAUUGUUAUAUCAUUUGUUAGCAAUUAUCUAAUGCUUUUUAUCAAUAAAAAUUAAAUUUUUCAAA